This is a messenger RNA of Microtus ochrogaster (prairie vole), 273 nucleotides long. Its product is annotated as alpha-defensin 9-like. Gene Ontology annotation, cellular component: extracellular matrix; extracellular region. Lineage: Eukaryota; Metazoa; Chordata; Mammalia; Rodentia; Cricetidae. Gene Ontology annotation, biological process: defense response to Gram-negative bacterium; innate immune response in mucosa; antimicrobial humoral immune response mediated by antimicrobial peptide. The record is from RefSeq and is a predicted model, not a curated record.
AUGAAGACACCUGUCCUCCUCUCUGUCCUUGUCCUGCUGGCCUUCCAGGCCCAGGCUGAUCCUCUCCCAGAAGCAGCUGAGGAGACUAAAACUGAGGAGCAGCCAGGGGUAGAGGACCAGGAUGUGUCCAUCUCCUUUGGGGACCCAGAAGGCUCUUCUCUUCAAGAUGCAGCCAGACGAGGCGUCUUGACAUGCUCUUGUAGAAAUCACUGCGAACGUUCUGAACAUGUCUAUGGAAUCUGCAACAGAAGGAACCUAUUCUGUUGUCGCUGA